AUUACAACACUCUCUUCGAGAUAUCUUAUGUACAAAUACGUAAAACCUAUUUGUUACUGCAAAACUAAUUCAAUAAAGAAGUGGACAUAAUGGAGAAGCAAAAAAUACCUAAGGAAAUAAAGUGUACACGAGAAGAGGAAAAAUCAGUGAUGCCUGUGUCGCAGCCAGUGCGUGCUAAGAGUUUGUUACGGGCAAACUUAGAAAACUCUCGCGGGAGAUUACUCUGUAGCAGAAUGCCCAAUAUUAAGGUAUUCAGUGGGACAUCUCAUCCUGAUCUUGCCCAAAGAAUUGUUGACAGGCUCGGAAUCGACAUUGGAAAAGUUGUCACGAAGAAGUUCAGCAACCUCGAGACAUGUGUAGAAAUAGGAGAAUCUGUCAGAGGAGAAGACGUGUACAUUGUACAAAGUGGAAGUGGAGAAGUAAAUGAUAAUUUGAUGGAGCUCUUAAUUAUGAUCAAUGCUUGUAAAAUAGCAUCUGCAUCCAGAGUAACUGCGGUCAUUCCAUGUUUCCCAUAUGCAAGGCAGGAUAAAAAGGACAAGGGAGGCGAUGGUGGUGACAAGACAAAUUCCAAUAAGAGUCAUAUUGUCAUGAAGUCAAACGAAUGGAAAUUCAGGGAUAUUCUGCCCGACCUGUCUACAAGUAGAGCACCGAUCUCAGCAAAAUUAGUGGCGAAUAUGCUGUCAGUGGCAGGGGCUGAUCAUAUAAUUACUAUGGAUCUACAUGCUAGUCAAAUACAAGGUUUCUUUGACAUUCCAGUGGACAAUUUAUUUGCUGAACCAGCCGUUUUAAAAUGGAUAAAAGAAAAUAUUGCAGAAUGGCGAAAUAGUAUUAUAGUUUCUCCAGAUGCAGGUGGUGCCAAAAGGGUAACGUCUAUUGCAGAUCGACUCAAUGUUGAAUUUGCACUUAUUCACAAAGAAAGAAAAAAAGCAAAUGAAGUAGCAAGUAUGGUACUAGUGGGUGAUGUUAAGGACAGAGUAGCAAUACUAGUUGAUGAUAUGGCUGAUACAUGCGGUACAAUAUGUCAUGCUGCAGAAAAACUUUUAGAGGCUGGUGCCACGAAAGUUUAUGCAAUUCUUACGCAUGGAAUUUUCAGUGGACCAGCAAUUAGUAGAAUCAAUAAUGCAUGUUUCGAGGCGGUCGUAGUAACUAAUACUAUUCCUCAGGAUGAACAUAUGAAAGAUUGCCCAAAAAUACAGUGUAUCGACGUAUCGAUGAUGUUUGCUGAAGCUGUAAGAAGGACCCACAAUGGUGAAUCUGUAUCGUACCUGUUCUCUAACGUGCCAUACUAGGUUAAAAAUUAGAACAUACUCUCCUAAGCUGAAUGAGUAAAAAGAAUGUAGUCUUUUUACAUUUGUUUAUUAUUAUUCUUAGUUUAGUCAAAAGACAUUGCCUUUAUUGGCUAACGAGAGAAUAGUAUUUUUAAAUUUAUUAAAUCAUUUUUUUUUUUGUUUGUUUUUUUUUUGUUGGUUUUUUUUUUUUUUUUUUUUUUUUUUUUUUUUUUUCUUUUUUUUUUUAGACAAUCAUUAGUAGAAAUAUAAUAUCUACUUUUAUUAUGUCAGAGUUUUCAGAAGGUAUGUUCGUAGCCAUUAGAUUAAUAAGUAGAUCUUUUGUGAUCUAAUUGUGUGUUAUUAUAUGUCUGCUAGAGGAUAAGAAAAUGCAUAAGAAUCACUCCGAUAAUAAUGUCUGAUUUAAACAAUCAGUAAAUAACAUAUAUUGACUUCAUUAUGCGAACUUUAAUUUACAUAAUAGCAUUUAUAAAUGCCUCAGAAUGAAAUCAACAUAAUAUAAAAAUGUGCUUUUACAAAAGAUAGUUUAUAGUACUCAUUUGUAUUGAUUUUACUUUUACAAAGAUUUGAGUACGAAUGUCUGAAACAAGAGCUGAUAUUUUCAUUAGUUCUAAUAUGUGCUCUAGAUUAUUAUAAGAAUUUUACGAUGGAUAAUUAAUAAGAAAAUAAUAAUUGAGCCAUGUACUAUUGGAAAUAUCUUACCAUCAUAUAUAUAUAUAUACAAAUGCAAGAUCUGCAAUAUAUAAACUAUUGAUAAAUUAAUAUCAAUCUGACAACCCAGUAAGCUAUACAAAAAUACAAAUUAAUAUGCAAAUUGCGGUAAUUAAAAAUUUUUUAUAUAUAUUAUAUCAAUAUUCGCCACACACUUUUAAUAUUUUAAUAUUAAUAAGAGUUUUUUGAAUAAAGAAAGUAAAUCAUUUGUAUUGAAACGUUACUUAUAUAAAACGUUUUUCUUAUUACAAAUACAUUAAUUGCGAAUUUAAAAUAAUCAUACCUGCAAUUUAUCUCGGACCAAUAAAAGAAAUAAACAUAAUUCAAUAUGUAUGUAUACCAAAUUGUGUCUAAGAAAAUUUGUUUUUGCUUAAAAAUAUUGCUUAUUGUUGUUAAACUGGGUAUUACAAUAAAAAAAAAAAAAAAACCAAAGCAAUA
Molecule: messenger RNA, 2435 nt
Organism: Vespa velutina
Lineage: Eukaryota; Metazoa; Arthropoda; Insecta; Hymenoptera; Vespidae
Gene: Prps
Product: ribose-phosphate pyrophosphokinase 1
Exons: 8
Coding region: 90-1289 (399 amino acids)
Biological process (GO): ribonucleoside monophosphate biosynthetic process; purine nucleotide biosynthetic process; 5-phosphoribose 1-diphosphate biosynthetic process
Cellular component (GO): ribose phosphate diphosphokinase complex; cytoplasm
Molecular function (GO): ribose phosphate diphosphokinase activity; magnesium ion binding
Source: RefSeq, a predicted model, not a curated record